Molecule: messenger RNA, 552 nt
Organism: Puccinia graminis f. sp. tritici CRL 75-36-700-3
Lineage: Eukaryota; Fungi; Basidiomycota; Pucciniomycetes; Pucciniales; Pucciniaceae
Exons: 3
Coding region: 1-552 (183 amino acids)
Source: RefSeq, a predicted model, not a curated record
AUGGAAACCCCCAGCAAGGCUCCCAUUGGCACCAGCCCAACGGUCAGCCCGCCAGGACCCGGCCCGUGGUCAAACUUAGUCGGGCUAACUCGGGUCGGGCCUAGAUUCACAUUAGCCUGGCCCGCGCCGGCGGCCCAACUACCAUCUACUCGCCACUCCACAAACCUCACCAGACCACACCCCAGUCAUGGAACUAGUACAUACAGGAAUCUCUACAAGAUCAGUUCACUUUACUCGGAAUCAACACCGGCGAUGACUUCUUUGGGCAUGAAGAGAACGGAAGCUCGUCCCGAUGAACAAAUGUAUCAGUUCAUCAACAACAAAUCCAACACCCCCUCAAGCCAGCCGUCAUACGCACCGAACUCUACGAGGACCGGCGCUACAUCCGGCCUCGUGAAUUCCUCCAGCUGCCCUCACGACCGCUUCCCUAUGUUACAAGGCGAAUUGAAGAAUUUAAUGUACAAGGACCUUCCACUUUUGCUGGAACGUUUCAUCCAGCAUCAUCACCCCGAUUCCGUCUCGCUCCUGCCAGAUUACAUACAUCGAACUUGA